Phaedon cochleariae (mustard beetle) is the source of this 2175-nucleotide messenger RNA. The record is from the annotation of a GenBank genome assembly. Lineage: Eukaryota; Metazoa; Arthropoda; Insecta; Coleoptera; Chrysomelidae.
CUUGCGACAUCGACUGCAACAGCAUUUCGACGACUGCUAGUCAACUAGUCAUGUAAAAUCGCAGGAAGUGUGCUGUGAACGCUGAAACUCCGUUUUUCGUUUGUUAUCGCAACGGUUUUCGGUUAUAUUACCUACCUACAAGUUGUUUAGUGUGGUGGCAUUUUGAGUAGCGAAGGUGAAUAACGAUGAAGGUGCGGAGGUUAUUGAAACGAAGAAAGGAAUGCGAAGAGCACUAACGGCGAAUUCCGACGUAAUAAUAGGUACUCUCCAUGGAAAUGUAGUACAGUCAGAGAAGUGCAGGUACCUACCCAGACGUUCCGUCGGAUGGCCCUGAAUGAGCAACGCGAGCGGAGGUACCGUCGAAGUCGAUGGCAGGGCGGUGUUGCAGCUGGCGGCAGCCGAGGGCGACGAAGAGGCGGUGCGGCUCGCGCUGGCCAGAGGAGCGAACGUCAACAGCCAGGACAGCGUGCACGGCAACACCGCCCAGCACGAGGCCUCCUGGAAGGGGUACAGCCGGACGGUGCGGCUGCUGGCUGCUGCCGGAGCUGACCUCGACAAGCGCAACGUUGCCGGCUUCACCGCUCUCCACCUCAGCUGCCAGAACGGGCACAACCAGUCGUGCAGGGAGCUGCUUUUGGCAGGCUGCAACCCGGACGUCCAGAACAGUUACGGAGAUACCGCCUUGCACACUGCUGCUAGAUACGGCCAUGCGGGCGUCACGCGCAUCCUGAUAUCCGCCCAGUGCCGCGUUUCCGAGCAAAACAAGAACGGCGACACGGCCCUGCACGUGGCGGCGGCGAUGGGCAGGCGCAAGCUCACCAGAAUCCUGCUAGAGGCGGGCUGCGAUAUGCGCGUGCGCAACAAGCAGAACGAGACGGCCGGGGACAUCGCGCUCAGGAAGAACCUGGUCGAGAUCCUGGAUAUACUGGACCGAGGCAGGUCUGGCGCAGACAGGAAGGGGAAGGGGAAGAAGAGCAGGGCGGUCAAGGGGCGAGUGAAGUUCGAGAAGGUGGGGAAAGAUGCUGUAGAUGCCCAUGAUGAAAGUAAACCUUGGUCUCCAUAUGGUUGUCAUUAUUUUCCGGAUAGCAAGAAUUUUCCAUCUCCUAAAUUGGAUUCCCUUCCCAACGAACCACUGAAGAAAGGAGAACAGUAUUAUUUGGAUCUUGCGGGCAACAUUUGCAAGGGCCCCAUAGGCGUCGGCUACACCUGCUACUGCGCCCCCCUCUUCCGGCAUCUAGAGGCGCGCGUGGAGAGGGACAAGAAGGAGCUGCAGCGCGCGCACUUCCGGCUGCGGCAGCGCGUCAUCGGGCUGGAGCAGCGGCUGAAGCGGGGGCAGCACGCGAGGCGGUCGGAGCGGGUGGUUGGCAGCAGGGAGCGGGGCAUGGAGCGGUCGCUGCCGCGGUCCAGGAGUCUGGAGAUGCUGUACAGGAUGGACGGGCCUCCGAUGCAAACGACGAGGAGUAUGGACGAGCUAGAACCACCCGCCGACAACUCCGAAGACACCCAACGCCCCUCAGUCAAGGAACUAGUAGCCAGGAUCCAACACCUGAACGUCACCACCACGAACGGCAACGAGAGCGAGAGCAGCGACGAGGAAGACGUGCCCCAAAGGCGCAAACAGCCGCCCCACGCUCCAGACCUCGCCCCGCCAGACUUCCCCGCCGAAGCCCCUCCCAGGAGCAGAAGCGGCGUGUAUAGCCCCACGGGGACCCAAGUGCCUCGGUACAUCGAGCCUGUGGUGGAGAUCAGGACUUACGAUCAGAGCAAGCGGGUUCCGAUGUACCGCACGGACCUCGGGUUCGUGGAGCCCUACAAAAUCCAGUAUUACGAUAGCGCGGCAACAGGUGAGAACGUUAGUACCGGCUUCGCGGAGAGACGUGUUUUGACUAGCGCGAAAGUGUACGACAGUGAAGCGGGGACAUCUAGUAGGCUGGGCAUGAACUAUGCGGCGAACGUGCAGGAUAACGUCGAUCGGGACACUAAUAACGAUUCGGGGUAUUCGACGAAGGUGUACGGGAGUUCUAAGGGAAACUCUCCUAGUUUGUGCGGGGGGAAGAUCGAGGGAGAGUGCCUCGGGGCUUCCAGUUUAGUUUGAGGAGAAGAGAUUCAUUAUAUAUUUUGUUUUCAAUUUGUUUCUUAAAAGACGAAGUUUUGAUUAAAGAAUUAUUAAAGUCC